UUUCUGGGUCGAUUUAUGCUUCGGUUUUUCCUGUUUGAUUGCUUUAAUCUACAAUUUACUAUGGCUGAAAAUAGUGGACAUGGGUUUGGAAGAAACUCAGGAACCCCUCGUGUUGCGCUCAAUGAAAGAAUUCUCUCCUCCAUGUCACACAGAUCUGUUGCUGCUCAUCCUUGGCAUGACUUAGAGAUUGGGCCAGGUGCACCCACAACCUUCAACUGCGUGGUUGAAAUAGGCAAAGGCAGCAAAGUGAAGUAUGAGCUUGACAAAGCAAGUGGCCUUAUAAAGGUUGACCGAAUUCUGUACUCAUCAGUUGUUUAUCCACACAACUACGGUUUCAUCCCCAGAACCCUUUGUGAAGACAGUGAUCCAAUGGAUGUCCUGGUACUGAUGCAGGAACCUGUGCUACCUAGCACCUUUCUUCGUGCUCGUGCAAUUGGUUUGAUGCCUAUGAUUGAUCAGGGUGAGAAAGAUGACAAGAUAAUAGCAGUGUGUGCUGAUGAUCCUGAGUUUCGCCACUACAAAGACAUCAAGGAGCUUCCUCCUCAUCGUCUUGCUGAAAUUCGUCGCUUUUUUGAAGACUAUAAAAAGAAUGAGAACAAGUCAGUUGCUGUUGAGGACUUUCUUCCUGCUGAAGCAGCUGUUGAAGCCAUCCAGUAUUCCAUGGACCUGUAUGCUUCUUACAUUGUGGAAAGUUUGAGGCAGUGAUCUCGUUGAUGACAUGCUGUUUUCAGGACUGAAAGUAGAGAAGCCGGAUGACUUGUUGAAGAUGGCUCUCCGAACUUCAUAUGCGUACUUUAGUUUAAUGUGGUGUUUUCAGAUAUUUUCAAAUAUAUGUAGAACUUUUAAUUUUCAUGAAUUCAAAAAUGUUGUGUGGAAAAAACCACGGGUAAUGUGCAGUGGUAGUGUAGAAAGAAUGCUUUCCCAACGUCUGAUAAAGCAUACAAUAUAUUGACGUGUUAGCUA
Lycium ferocissimum is the source of this 963-nucleotide messenger RNA. RefSeq names its product soluble inorganic pyrophosphatase 1-like. The coding region runs from base 16 to 705 and encodes 229 amino acids. Gene Ontology annotation, molecular function: magnesium ion binding; inorganic diphosphate phosphatase activity. The record is from RefSeq and is a predicted model, not a curated record. Gene Ontology annotation, biological process: phosphate-containing compound metabolic process. NCBI's taxonomy places the organism in Eukaryota, Viridiplantae, Streptophyta, Magnoliopsida, Solanales, Solanaceae. The transcript has 9 exons. Gene Ontology annotation, cellular component: cytoplasm.